GCCUCUCGCCGGGACUGGGAGCGCUGCGCGAAGCACGGGCAGUGGAGAGGGCGCUGCGCUCGGGCUACCCAAUGCGUGGACUAUCUGCAACCGCUGCUCAUGCAAUAUGCUGGAGCUCCAGAACAGCUAAACGGAGUUGCCACACCGCUGCCUGGGCUGGAUCACAGCGCUGCCUUUCCUUAUGAAGAAGACACAAACUUGGAUUAUCACUUGCAUUUAUCUUCAACUGCUACUGUUUAAUCCUCUCGUCAAAACUCAAGGGAUCUGCAGGAACCGUGUGACUGAUGAUGUGAAAGACGUUACAAAAUUGGUGGCAAAUCUUCCAAAAGACUAUAAGAUAACCCUCAAAUAUGUCCCCGGGAUGGACGUUUUGCCUAGUCAUUGUUGGAUAAGCGAGAUGGUGGAACAAUUGUCAGUCAGCUUGACUGAUCUUCUGGACAAGUUUUCAAAUAUUUCUGAAGGCUUGAGUAAUUACUCUAUCAUAGACAAACUUGUGAAAAUAGUCGAUGACCUUGUGGAGUGCAUGGAAGAACACUCAUUUGAGAAUGUAAAAAAAUCAUCGAAAAGCCCAGAACCUAGGCUGUUUACUCCUGAAAAAUUCUUUGGAAUUUUUAAUAAAUCCAUUGAUGCCUUCAAGGACUUGAAGAUGGUAGCUUCUAAAACUAGUGAAUGUGUGAUGUCUUCAACAUCAAGUCCUGAAAAAGAUUCCAGAGUCAGUGUCACAAAACCAUUAAUGUUACCCCCUGUUGCAGCCAGUUCCCUUAGGAAUGACAGCAGCAGCAGUAAUAGGAAGGCCUCAAAUCCCAUUGAAGACUCCAGCCUACAAUGGACAGCCAUAGCAUUGCCAGCAUUCUUUUCUCUUGUAAUUGGGUUUGCUUUUGGAGCCUUAUACUGGAAGAAGAAACAACCAAAUCUUACAAGGGCAGUUGAAAAUAUACAGAUUAAUGAAGAGGAUAAUGAGAUAAGUAUGUUGCAAGAAAAAGAGAGAGAGUUUCAAGAAGUGUAAUUGUGGCUUGUAUCAACACUGUUACUUUCGUACAUUGGCGGGUAACAGUUCAUGUUUGCUUCAUAAAUGAAGCAGCUUUAAAAAAAUUUCUAUUCUGUCUGGAGUGACAGACCGCAUCUUUAUCUGUUCUUGCUACCCAUGACUAUGUGGAUGAUUCAGAAAUUGGAACAAAGUGUUUUACUGUGAAACUGGUGCUGAAUUAAUCAUCUGUAAAGAAGAACUUGCACCGAGCAGGACUCUAUUUUAAGGACCUGGGGGAUCUGUGGUCUCAAUUAGAACUUGCAGCUGAUGUUGGGAGAGAAAGCACGUGUCCCAGACUGCACGUACCAUUUUGCAUGCCUCCAGAAACGUCUAAUUGUUGAAAAACCACAUAGCUUUAUUUUACAGUUACAACCUGCAGUUCAUAGUUAUCUUGGUCUCUGCAAGUAGAUUUCAGCCUGGAUAGUGGGGGGGGGGGUCAUCAUUUUUAUCAAAGGGAUCUAGAAAAAAUUCAAAAAACAAAAACUCAGUAGCAUCAGCCACUGUUCAUUUAGAAAGCAGUGGGAAAAGAGGGUGGGGGUAGGGGCAGGUCAGCCUUAGAGCUACUGAUCAAUGAAUGAUGUGGGUCUGAGCUUGGUCUCUUUCUGACACAGAGUGUGCUCACCCGUAUCCCACUAGACAAAUGGACAUGGUUGUCUGACUCUAGUCAUGCAGGGGAGCCAGUACUGAAUUACAACAGCGAUGCCUUUGCAGAGGAGAGACUCCGAAAGAGUCAUCACAUGAAGAAGCUGUGGACACUGCCCAGCAGAACAGUCUGCCCAGGAGGGCAUCUGGCACCCCUGGUGAAGUCAGCCUUUGCCCUUGACCACUAUGGCCUGUACAAAUUGUGCUUGCAAAUUAUAUUACAAAAUGUUUAUAUUCUAAAACUAUUACAGAGUUAUGUAAAGGGACUUAGGUGAAAUCACUGAAUGUAUGGAGGCCGCAUUUUUAAUUUCUGCUGUGGGAGAGAGUAAAUAUAAAUUAUGAUAUUUAGUAUCUAUGGUUAGAUACCACACUCACAUGCUAAUAUGGGUGUUGAAAACUAGGUGACUUGGCUUUUACAAGAAUGCAGGGGAUCAGGAAACUUUAGUUAUUUAUAGUAUAAUCACCAUUAUCUGUUUAAAGGAUCCAUUUAUUUAAAAUCAGGCACUCUGUAUUCAUUAAGGUUUAUGAAUUAAAAAUAUAAAGAAAGCUUUAUAUAGUUACGCAUGUCAGUUUGCUAUUAAAAUAUGCGACAGCGUUUUUGUCAUAUUGAGUGAACUUGGCAGGAAUUCCCAAGAUGGACAUUGCAUUUUUAAACCAGAACUUGUAAGACAUUAAGUGAAUUUCCCUUGCCAUUUUUUUUUUUUUAUUUCAAAGGAACAUCUGACUAAGGUCAAAGAAUGAUUUCUUUUGGUUUAUUUUGAUGAAGAUUCUUUUAAUAUAUCACAAACGUAUACAUAAAGGAAUCCAAAGCUUUCCAUUCUAACUUGAUCCUUGUGAUAACAUCAUUGCCGUGUCUAUCACCGUCACAUGACUGUUUUCAAUGCAGUGAUAGAGAAGGGCAUGAAACACUGCUCUCUUUCCUUUGUUUUCAAAAGUCCAUGAAUUUCUAGUAGAGUUGGAUUUUAGCUGAUGUUCAAAGCUAAUAAUUCAAAUACAACUCUAGUAAGUGGCCUUUGCUCUUUCUUAUACCAAAGGGCUCAGAUGAUUUCUACGAUCCGUCCUCUAAAGUGCUGUGGUUCCUCAAACACUAGUCAUGUCUCUAAGAUACAACCCAGAUGCUUUGGGAAGCUGCAUUAAUUUAUUCAGUCCCUCAAACAUCCCAUGGUACAACCGAUUAUAUAUAAUAAAACCAGAGAUCAAUUUAAUGGCUGAAAGGACCUGUCUCAGUGUGUGAUAUUGAUUGUUUUGAAGAAAAUAGACAUAGAUUAACAUGAGUAUGUGUGUAGGUCAUGUGUCGAUUGAGAAGAUUGAUACUUCUCAAUCUAAUAGUUUCAGCAAUGGUUUCAGUUUUUGUAAGUAUGUAAAAAUGCUGCUUAAUGAGCUUUAGAGUAUAAUAGAUGUACUUCUGUUCUCAAAGCUGGUAGCUGGGUUUUAACACACAAGGACAUGAUCCUAAUUGAUAGGGUUAAAUAAAUAAAUUCAGCAAGUUAUGAAAUCUGGCAUGGUAGGUGAGGGGAGCUGUAUUCUGCCUAAUUAAAUGUAUUGGUUCAUUGAGAGUUGUGUGGAUUACCAAUUUUUAAAACACUAAAAUUCAGUAAAAUACACGAACAAUAGAAAAACGCUGAACAUUACUUUGGUUGGUAGUUGCUUGGGAAUGAACUGUCAUAUCUACUUGGAGAUUAAAAUAGUCUUUGCUUUA
Molecule: messenger RNA, 3368 nt
Organism: Mesoplodon densirostris (Blainville's beaked whale)
Lineage: Eukaryota; Metazoa; Chordata; Mammalia; Artiodactyla; Ziphiidae
Gene: KITLG
Product: KIT ligand
Exons: 10
Coding region: 182-1006 (274 amino acids)
Biological process (GO): positive regulation of cell population proliferation; cell adhesion
Cellular component (GO): plasma membrane
Molecular function (GO): cytokine activity; stem cell factor receptor binding
Source: RefSeq, a predicted model, not a curated record